This is a messenger RNA of Tinamus guttatus (white-throated tinamou), 886 nucleotides long. Lineage: Eukaryota; Metazoa; Chordata; Aves; Tinamiformes; Tinamidae. The record is from RefSeq and is a predicted model, not a curated record.
AUGCCACAGAUGACUUAUGACCAUGGUUUAGCAUCUUUAUCUUUGGAAAUUGGAAAUGCAUCAAGGCAAGGAGAAAAGUCCAAGGAUGGCGGAUACCUAAAGGGGGAUGGAUGGAAAGGAAUGUAUCAAAGUACUAUAUGCAUUGCUUCACUUCUAAUAUAUGAUAGUUUUGCUCAGUAUCUGGUAACGGAGAAGGGUUAUGACAAAGACUUGCUGAAUCUAACUCCAGAGAGCUUAGACUUCUGUUGUAAAGGCUUGGUGUUUGACCUUGAAGAUGGAAACUUCCUGAAACUUGCAGAAGAUGGAACGGUUUUGAGGGCAAGCCAUGGUACUAAGAGCAUGACAUCUGAAGAGGUCCUAGAGACUUACGGAAGAAGGGAAUGGAAGCAUUUUAGUGCAGUCAGUGGAAUGCUUUCCCGCUCAGCUAAAUACUAUUUGUAUGAUAAUUAUUUUGACUUGCCAGGAGCACUCCUUUCCGCAAGGAUUGUGGACAGCUUAGAUCAGCAUGAUAAGCAGAAAAAAUAUGACUUUUGGAAGGACAUGGUGGCUGCAAUCCAGCAUAAUUAUAAAAUAUCAGCUUUUAAAGAAAACUGUGGGACAUAUUUCCCAGAAGUGAAAAAUGAUCCAGACAAAUAUUUACAAAGAUGUCCCGAGUCUGUAAAGAAAUGGCUAAAACAACUGAAGAAUGCUGGGAAGAUCCUGCUAUUAAUUACCAGUUCUCACAGUGACUAUUGCAGGCUCCUCUGUGAACAUAUCCUUGGGCAUGAUUUUGAAGAAUUUUUUGAUAUUGUGAUCACAAAUGCUUUGAAACCUGGUUUCUUCUCCCAUACUCCUAAUCAGAGACCUUUCCGAACUCUUGUAAAUUCAAUAACUGUUUCACUCAGUG